Molecule: messenger RNA, 744 nt
Organism: Entamoeba invadens IP1
Lineage: Eukaryota; Evosea; Mastigamoebida; Endamoebidae
Exons: 1
Coding region: 1-744 (247 amino acids)
Source: RefSeq, a predicted model, not a curated record
AUGUCAAGACUUUCUAGCUAUCACAUCAUGAUAGUCUCGAAGUACUUAAUGACCAUCAACGACUUUAUUAAUUUAGAGUUGGUAUGCAAGAAGUUUGAUGGUAAUAUGGAAAAGUUCCAUUUCAACCCUAUUCCGUUAAAUUACAAAACACUUAGAUACUUCCCAAACAUUGAGACACUUCAUUUGUGGGAUGUAAAAGAUAAGAACUUUAAAAAUGGAUUAAUAACCAACACAGUAGAAAAUGGAGAUUGUGAAAAUAAAGGUGUUUUGAAAAAAAAGUUCUUUCGAAUCAUUGUGUGGUCCAGCGUUGACUUUAAAAUUGUAAACAGAAAUAAAAGUCGAAACAUCGAGUUUAAAAAUGUCACUUACACUCAAAAUUAUAAAAAUAAAUUUGGGAAUAACAUACCACGACGUGUGACAUCAAUUGGUUAUAAAUGUUUCAGUGAAUGUAGUAGUCUGACUAGUAUUACAAUACAAUCAAGUGUGACAUCAAUUGGUGCUUGGUGUUUUUUUGAUUGUAUAAAUUUAAGUAGUAUUACAAUACCAUCUAGUGUUACAUCAAUAGGAAUUCAAUGUUUCGGUGAGUGCAGCAGUGUGAGAAGUGUUAACAUACCAUCGAGUGUGAAAUCAAUUAGUGAUGGUUGUUUUUGUAAAUGCAGUAGUUUGACUAGUGUUACAAUAUCAUUGAAUGUGACAUUAAUUGGUAAUCAAUGUUUCUGUGGUUGCAGUAGUUUAAGCAAAUAA